CUGUUGGAGAAGGGCGCAGAUGUGAAUGUGAUUGGUGCAGAAGGAUGGAGCGUGCUACAUUGUCUGGUCCGCUAUAACAAGACACCAUUAGAGGGCAUCAAGUUGUUAGUCAACGCAGGAGUCGAUGUGAAUGUACUCAAGGCUGGACAUGCAACAGCUCUUCAUUCCUUGGCAAAACACUGUCAGGAUCCGUACGAGUCCUACGAGUCGAUUAAGGUGCUGCUGAAAGCUGGUGUUGAUGUCAACAAGCAAGGAAAGAAAGAAUGGACAACGCUACACUUUUUGGUCUAUAGUAAUAAGAAACCAAUGGCUGCGCUGAGGCUGCUCCUGGAAGCCGGAGCAACAGUACAUGACAAAACAGCAGAUGGUUGGUCUCCUACACACCUAUUAGCCAACUCGAAUGAAGAUCCACUAGAGGCACUCAAGAUCUUGGUCGAGUAUGGUGCGGAUGUGAAUGCGGUUGGAAAGAAUGGUUGGUCCGUCCUACACAGUGUGGCGCGUUGCACCCCUCAACCACUAGAGUCGAUUCGGUUCUUAUUACAAUGUGGUGCAGAUCCUAAAGUGACGACCCAGGAUGGCUGGAGUAUCCUGCACUUUUUGGCCAAUUAUUGUUCAGACCCACUGGAAAGCAUGCGUUUGCUGAUUGAGGCUGGAGCAGAUGUGAAUGCCAAGACAAAGAGUGAUUGGACUUCUCUACAUCUCGUGGCGCGCGCUAACACCCAACCCUUGGAAUUAUUCAAGCUUUUAUUGAGUCAUGGAGCGGAUGCCACUGCUAUCGGACACAAGGAUUGGACAGUGCUUCAUUCUCUGGUCAGAUACAACCCUGAACCCUAUGAAUGUAUCCAGUUAUUGCUAGAUGCUGGUGCG
This is a messenger RNA of Lobosporangium transversale, 867 nucleotides long. Its product is annotated as ankyrin repeat-containing domain protein. The transcript has a single exon. The record is from RefSeq and is a predicted model, not a curated record. NCBI's taxonomy places the organism in Eukaryota, Fungi, Mortierellomycota, Mortierellomycetes, Mortierellales, Mortierellaceae. Gene Ontology annotation, molecular function: protein binding. The annotation marks the transcript as partial.